ACAGCUCCGCGGCCGUCGCCACCUCCUCCUCCUGCUGAUGCUCAUCGCCGGAACUACGUCGUCGUCGCGGGCCAGCAAAGGAGACGGUGCACUUUGUCCUUGCAGCGGUCCACCGGUCCAGUUAACGAAGUUCCUCUGGCGUAACGUCUGCAGCGAAUCCCGCCGUCAACGCGAUCUGAGCACGGGCCGACACGACGUCGCGUAUAAUUUAUUAUUAUACGUCCAGCGAGAUCUGCGGAUCUAUUUUGCACGCGUUCUCAGCGAUCCACGUCAAUAGCCGUACCGCCAUGCGCCGACAAUUGUUCUGGAGCGGUUACUUGUUGGCGCUGACCGCCUCGGUGGCAGUGACAGUCGCGGCUCCAGCGGCUGAGCCCGCAGCAUCGAACGUGGACGACGUGGUGACGUACGACCAGCGGCAGAACGGCACUGAGAACGUGAGGAUCAGCCUGAGCGACCUCAAAGUGGUGCUGGCUCCGGCCGACGGCCUGUUCCAGAUUAUGUCCAUGGCCGGCGCGCAGUUUCUCAACUCAGAGUUGGCAAGCGCAGCGUCUGAAUACCGGCCGACGGGCCCCGAGUGCACCGGGUUCAAGUGCAACAACCGGCAUAGGCAGGCCGCYAAAAAGAAUCGUUUUAAACUAUCGAGUCUUAUAGCACCAUUGUUAAACAGCCAAGCUGAUCAGAAAAUUACAGAAACAGAAAAUAUUAGUAUCAACAACAAUAAUACUAAUUAAACAUUAAGUAGGCAGGUAUGAAAAACUAUUUACAAUAUCGGUUCAAACAGGUGCAAUUAAUAUCAAUACAAAGAUGAAUGAAAUAUUACACAAACUAUACUAUAUAGGUACAGUUCAAUAGUAUUUUUAAA
Messenger RNA from Diuraphis noxia (Russian wheat aphid), 862 nucleotides. RefSeq lists its product as uncharacterized. Lineage: Eukaryota; Metazoa; Arthropoda; Insecta; Hemiptera; Aphididae. The record is from RefSeq and is a predicted model, not a curated record.